CUGUGCCACUAUGGAUGUGUUCCGAAAUUAGUUUUCAGUAACAGGCAGUACUGCACUGGUGUUCCAUAAAGCCGCAGUGUGUUAAUAGGUGGUACUUAUGGUGACAGUGUUACUUUCUGCACACGUGGGUUCGUUUACAAUAGCGCCUUUAAUCUGACUGGUCUUUAUGAAAUAUCUUGUUGCAGCAAUUGAUUUUUCACAUUCUUAUUACAAUUUUUAUCUGGAAUGUUUAUAAUUUCCUAGAGCAUAAUGUCAAUCUCUCAUGAAACGGAUGUCAGACCUGGAAAGAAAAUCAAGAAAAAGGCAAAAUAUAGUAGUAAUGCUGAAGUAAAUGAGCAAGAACAACCAAUAAAUGGUUUUCAGGCAUCUAACAAAGAUCAGCAGAAAGUUAAGAGAAAGAAGCGGAAGGCAGAUAGUAAUGUUGAACAGUACUCUCCACAAAAAAAAUCAAAAGAAAAUGACAAUUCAACAAGUGGAGUCGAUGAAACUAUCAAUGAGGACAAAGAGUCUGACAGAGAAGAAAUGUCAGCAAAAGAAGUACACCACAUAACAGGCAAAUCCUUAAGAAAUAGUUUCAACUCGGCAGAGGGUUUAGAUAUGCUUCGAAAAUUUAUUACCAUUUGUCAGGAAAAUAAACAGCGAGACCUUGCUAGUGAAUAUUUACAUGCUGGUGGUAGUGCACUAGAAGUUCUAAGGCUAUUGGAUACCUCUGAUAAAAAGAGUAUCAACAAUGCAAUGACUGUCUUCUCAGCAAUGCAUAUUGUAAUAAUGAAAAUUCUAGCGCAGUAUCCACAGUACUAUUCGAGUGCUACAGAAGCCUGUCGUCACUUGGUGAACUCUCACUUAUCCUCAGUGCAUGCAAUGCUUUCUGCACAAAGUAAUGCAAAGCAUCGACGAGUCAUUUUACGAUUAUUAGCUGCUGUUGUAUCACUUGGGGGAUCAUUGCCACGAGAACUGCUUAAUCAUUUGUCCUUACAUACUCAGGUUUUGGAUGCUCUUACAAAACAUAGCAGACCAUCUGAUUCCCAAAGUGUCAGAACUUGUUUUAUUCAUUUUGUUCUUGCUUUCCUAGUCGAAGGAAACAUUACUACUAUCCGAGCAUUAUUAGAUAAACGUGGUCUUCUAUCCAGUAUAUUCCCUAAUUUAGUUUACGACUCUCAUACAAACGUUCAUUUAGUUCUUACUACAGUGAGGACUUACGUUCUUGAGAAUCCUGGAAUUAGUAAAACUAUAAAAUUGCAUACAUUCUCGACACCUGUUGUACAAAGUCUUGUAUCUCUCUACAAUUGGAAAGGUCCAAAAAAUUGGCCAGGAUACAAAAAGCAUGGUUCUGCUACAUCAGACGUUAUCAAUCUUGAAGAAAAGGAAAUUGCGCUGGAAGCUGUUCACGAAUUCCUACUAGUACUACUUACAUCGAAUCGCCAUGGAAUUAUUUUUCAUGACUAUACUUUAGGUACCUCAGGUCGUAAGCACAAUCAGUCAGUGAAUAUUAUACUUCAGAGUCUAGAUAGGCCCUGGGAACACGCCAAACCCUUAGAUUUGGUUGUCAAAAUUCUAGUAGCUUGUCCUGAUCUUGUCAGAUCACAAUUCACGUAUACAGAGCCCUUUUUAGAACCCAGAGUCUCAAAAAAAUGGGUUUCUGUUAUGCAAUUUAUUAAAAAGGUAAUUGAGUCGAUGGAUGGUGAAUCUUGUAUAAAAUCUUGCAUAAAUGAGCUCUCAGUAUCUCAACUAAUCAGUGCUGUAAUUGCUUUAACAAUGCCUUUAUCCAUUUUGAGAAAAGCUAUUGUACCAUCUUUAAGUCAUGAUAACAUUAUCCCGCGACAUGUAGCGAUGGAUGUUUUUACAACAAUGCUUACUAAACUUAGGGAAUUUACAAAGAUUAUUGAAGACAUUUAUAAAGAUUCUUCAGACCUUUCGCAACUCAAGCAUGGAAUUGCGGAUCACAUCCUUAAGAAUGCACCAACUUUGGAUACAAUUUUAUCAGUAUGGAUAAAAGCAUUUACGCCAGAUACAGAUACUCUGUCUUUAACUGAUGAACAGAUUGAAUUGAUCCCUACGAAAAGUAAUCAUUUAGCAGUCAUCCUUGAUUUAUUGCUAGCCUAUAAAGAUACUUGCCCAGGACGACUGGAAGCAGGAUUCAUAUCGAAUUCUGAUUUGCAGCCAACAGUGCUAUUAACGAAAUUGAACGAUUUGGCGAAUAUUAAUGAAGAGGAAUUGAAUGAUAUGAAAGUGAAGGCUUUACAGUUUCUGUUAGCUUUGGACUCUUCUGUUUUUGAUCCAAGCAGGGAAUUAUUUAGUACAGUCUUGCCGUUUUUAAUAUUGCUAUUAGACAGCCCAUCGAGCUCUGCUGCAUUACACACUAGAAGUACACUAAUUUCCUUAUUAAAUACUUCUGGACUCUUUGAGGCAUGUGAUGAUCAGACAGCAGUAUGGAUAGAGAACUUUUCCAGCUUACAUGAUGCCAAUGAAAAACUCGAAGUAGCUAACUGGUUAGUUAAAAUCAUCAAAAGUGUGUUAAAGCAUACAAAUAAAUACAUCAAUCAGAUAACUAAAGCAGAGGAAAUUGCUGGUGAACAAAUUCUUAGUGCUGACAGAAUCGCAGACAUUUUUGAGGAACUUGCUAGUAAAGAUGCGGAAAGUGAUAAUAUUCACAGUGCAAAUCUACAAUCUAUCACUCUAAUCCCGCCGAUUUUAUGCGCUGCUCUUGAAAAUUUGAAAAAGAAUCCAAAUGAAGUAUUAUUGCGUUACAUUUCUUACGUUACUGUUAAUACUCUCCAUUAUCAAGUAGCUCCUGGUACUUUGGUACAUUUAGCGCAAUAUACCGAUGAAUUACCAGCAAGAAAGUAUUUAUUGAGUUGGGUACAAGAUGGAAUACCAAUUCCCAUUAAGAAGCAUCUCGCUCCUAAAGUUGUUAUAAGUAAACUGAGCAAAGUUUUAUUGGGAGACAGUAACAUUGACGUAAAAGAUAUUUUUAUUGGAGAUAGGAAAAUUGCUUUUACGUAUAACAACGAGAAUGUCGAGUUUACACACUCAUUGAACGAAUACGAAGUUUUGUCUUUACUGAGAAUGACUUUGUUCUAUUUUACACAAUUUUUACAACGUGGAAAUUUUACUGCUGAACAAAAUAGUAAUUAUUCGUUGGUCAUUGUGUCUCUGUUACAUAUUGCUAAAGAUUUGAGUAAUGCAGAAAAUUCAUGCUUCAUCAAAGAAUGCACCAGGUGGAUCUUUACACACCCUGUUAUCCUGCAAUAUUUUUCUCCAUUGUGUAAAAAGAAGCAGGAACUUCAGAAAAAUUUUACAAGAAAGUUCUUGGAUAUUUUAGAAAUAUCAGUGAGGUUGAAUGAGAAGCACGAGAUUGCUGAAUUACUGUUACCUUUCAAAGAGAAAACUUUGGUACAGUUGGAGACAGCAAUAAAGAAAUAUCAAAAUGACUCGAAAGUGAAGAAUUCUUCAAUGGUCAUGGAAUUCAUUAGAAUGUUGCAACUCAAUAUAAAAGAUAUCAUCAGGCUAUUCACAAUUAUCUUAAAACUGCCACAGGAAAACCUUCUUUCUCAGGAUAAAAUGUCGUUGAGUAUGUGGGGUAUUAUUAUUCCAAAUUUAUUGGAAAUAUCUUCAAAAUUGAGAGGCUGUGUGGAACGGGGAGAAUCUCUAACGCUUGAUAAGAAUAUUAUAGAGAAAAUCAGUUCUGCUUUGGCGUAUCUCUGUAGAAGCGAUGUAGAUGUUAGUGCUUGGGAAAUUAGUUUACAUAAAUACUUGUUAAAUUAUCCUCACAAUAUUGCUGGGAUUGAUAUAGGUUUAUUUAAGUCUUUGAUGAAGAAGGCUUUAAAUCCCAAACCGAUUGAAUUCAUCUCGUUUCUCAUAAGUCGAAAUCCAAAAUUUAUUGAUCCUUUUAUUAAAUACAUUACCAGCAAUAAAAAUACUUCGAAUGAGAGUGAUCUAGUAUUUUCUGUACUAUCGGGUACUUUAAAUUGUAAAUGGGAUGUGGAUUUUUUAAAGAGAGUAUCUCAGACAUAUAUAAAAGACAUUCAGAAGUUCUUCAUUGAACCGAAGAUAGAGUAUAAGUGGAUUGAGAAAAAUUUAAGGGCUGUAAUGUACAUAAUAGAUACAAAUUUUGAUGCGGAGUUUUGUAUCAGCGUUAGCAAUACAAUUUUAACAAAUGGCGAUAAAUUAGAUGCAGUAAAUAUAAAUUACAUAGAGUUGUUGGAAUGUCUAUUUAACAAGGCAGCAACUUUGCAAAAGAAUAAUGCGAAUCCACUGAUAAAUUUCAUCCAAAUUCUGGUGCAUAUAACAGUGGCGACUCUAAAAAAAGAAUCCAAAAACACGUCAAAGCUUGAAGUACUUUGUAAAAAAUUAUGCAGCGCCAUCGAACGUAACAAAUCGAAGGACACUGAUUUUGCAUUACCAGAAUUAAGUAAAAAUUAUUCCUGGCCACAAUUCACACGUUUCUCACUGAAACUAGGUCUUAAAUCUUCCAAAGCUGAAAAACAGGAAUCUCCAUUGCUGAAAACUUUAAGCGCCUUGUGCAACGUAGCAUACAAAGAUAAUGAAGAACAUGAAUAUAUAAAAACUUUAUUUGAAAUGACGGUGUCUCAUUCGGAAUUUAUUAACAUAAUGCUAAGCUCCUCCGCCACGAAACGUGAUUUAGUGGAACUACUGUGGGUGCUUGUCAGGAAAAAUAAUUCCGUAAUGGCUAUGACUCAGAUUCCAUUAUACUUGGCUGCAUACAAUGCUACACUUAGUGAGAGUGAUCAAUUUAUUUUAAUGCUUCUGCGGUAUUACGAGAGUCAUAAUAUUCGAUUGAAUGAUUACCAACCGUAUCUUUGGGGUAAUGCAGCAGCAACGCAUUACAGUGUGAAAGGCGAAAUGGAUACAGCCUUAUGGCGACAACCAUCGACUUCCCAAGUCUUGGAUUUAUUCUCCAACGAAAUUGUCAACAAUACAAUAAGGAAUUAUCCUGUUCACAGAAGCUUAAAAUGCGAAGAAAAUGUACAAGCUGAAGAUUCAGUAUAUGAUCCAGCAUUUUACUUACCAUUGCUAUCUUAUUUAUUAUCGGAUAACAAUGUCGUAGCAUGUCACAAAGUCACAAAAAGUGGUGCAUUGGCAUUGGCAUUACUUUCCUGUUCAAGUAUUUGUGAGCAGACUCGAAUGGCAGGUUUUACUGUGAUUUCCAGAUUUUAUUUUCAUUUAGAAGCAACCAGUUCAAAAGAAAAGUUACUAUGGAUGCAUUUUGUGGAUUCAUUAAAAAACGGUAUUGCAUUGUCAGAAUCAGGCUUAAGGAAUAUUCGCCUGAGUUCUUUAGUAACAACGUUUUUGGCAAGGACAUCCUUAGUUACGACGCAGCCUUUGAAUCCACUUUAUUCACCCCUACAGUCCUUCCUCAUGGCUAAACCUGCUCUCGAUAUAAACACCAUUCCUGAGUUUCUUCAGUUAUUCCACAGUUCUGAGAUAGAGCAUGAAGCGCACAGACAUUGGAUACUCCGAGUGAUUCGAGACGGAAUUAAAACAGAAGCUGAUAUGGAAAUGGCCCUUAAGUGUUUCCUUUUCAAAAUGCUUCUUGAUUUUUACUCAUGCGCCUUGUCAACCUCUAAGACAAAGAUUCUCAUAUUGGAAGUCUUGGAAUCGACAGUAAAACUCCAGAAAGCUGCUUGGAUAUUAGUUUCCGGUUAUGCAUUGUUACCAUGGCUCCAUGAGGCUGCGGAAUCAAUAGAUUCUCGAGACAUGGAGCUGUUUAACACAACAGUAUCUCUUCUGAAGAAUUUAUUGAAAUCAAUUCCACAAAAUCAUUUAAAGAGUGGCCAUGCACGGACAAUGAUUCUGAGCAUAUUACUGACAUUGAAGUCACGACUGCCUAAGAACGUUAGCCUUACGUGCUACACAAAUUAUAUAGAAGCCUUAAAGAAUACAUUGACAAACAAAAAUAUCUGUAAAGGUUUGUCGAAAAAAGAUGUGAAAGAUAUAAUCGACAUGUCAAAGAAAUUGCUGGGAUCCAUUAACGACUGUGAAGACAUGCUAACAUACAGUUGCGAGUUUUCAGUAAAAACAAGCGAUUCACUAAGUAACGACGAGUUAACGAUAGCAAAGAUAUCUUUGAAGGAAUUAAUUUUCACAUGGUAUAAUCAUAGAAUUAAAUAAAAACUUCAAAUCUCUCCAA
Cephus cinctus (wheat stem sawfly) is the source of this 6151-nucleotide messenger RNA. Its product is annotated as nucleolar pre-ribosomal-associated protein 1. The transcript is spliced from 16 exons. Gene Ontology annotation, cellular component: nucleolus. NCBI's taxonomy places the organism in Eukaryota, Metazoa, Arthropoda, Insecta, Hymenoptera, Cephidae. Gene Ontology annotation, biological process: maturation of LSU-rRNA from tricistronic rRNA transcript (SSU-rRNA, 5.8S rRNA, LSU-rRNA); maturation of 5.8S rRNA from tricistronic rRNA transcript (SSU-rRNA, 5.8S rRNA, LSU-rRNA). Bases 250 to 6132 code for a protein of 1960 amino acids. The record is from RefSeq and is a predicted model, not a curated record.